AUGGGUCUGGCGAAGGAUGGCGCCGAGUUGGAGGAAGGAUCCUUGGAGAUUGGCAUGGAGUAUAGAACUGUCUCUGGUGUGGCAGGACCGUUGGUUAUCUUGGACAAAGUAAAGGGCCCUAAGUAUCAGGAAAUUGUGAACAUUCGAUUGGGAGAUGGCACUACUCGUCGUGGUCAGGUCCUGGAAGUCGAUGGUGAAAAGGCUGUUGUGCAGGUCUUUGAAGGUACCUCAGGAAUAGACAACAAGUAUACUACUGUGCAGUUUACUGGCGAGGUCUUGAAAACUCCUGUCUCACUUGAUAUGCUUGGACGCAUUUUUAAUGGUUCUGGCAAACCCAUUGAUAAUGGUCCCCCGAUAUUGCCUGAGGCUUACUUGGAUAUUUCUGGAAGUUCUAUCAAUCCCAGUGAGAGAACCUAUCCAGAAGAGAUGAUUCAAACAGGAAUAUCCACCAUUGAUGUGAUGAACUCAAUAGCACGAGGGCAAAAAAUUCCUCUCUUUUCUGCUGCUGGUCUUCCUCACAAUGAAAUUGCUGCUCAGAUAUGUCGUCAGGCUGGUCUUGUUAAAACUCUGGAGAAAUCUGGCAAGCACAAGGAGAGUGGUGUUGAGGACAACUUUGCCAUUGUGUUUGCUGCUAUGGGAGUAAACAUGGAAACUGCCCAAUUUUUCAAACGUGACUUUGAAGAAAAUGGCUCAAUGGAACGGGUUACCCUUUUUCUGAAUCUGGCAAAUGAUCCCACCAUUGAACGGAUCAUCACUCCUCGUAUUGCUCUGACAACUGCAGAAUAUUUGGCAUACGAAUGUGGGAAACAUGUUCUUGUCAUUCUUACAGACAUGAGUUCAUAUGCAGAUGCUCUUCGUGAGGUCUCAGCAGCACGAGAAGAGGUGCCUGGUAGGCGUGGUUAUCCUGGGUAUAUGUAUACUGAUCUGGCAACCAUAUAUGAGCGAGCUGGGCGUAUUGAAGGAAGAAAAGGCUCAAUUACUCAAAUUCCCAUCCUAACUAUGCCUAAUGAUGAUAUCACACAUCCAACUCCAGAUCUUACUGGAUACAUUACUGAAGGGCAAAUAUACAUUGAUAGACAGCUCCAUAAUAGGCAGAUAUAUCCACCCAUCAAUGUCCUGCCAUCUCUCUCGCGGUUGAUGAAGAGUGCUAUUGGGGAGGGUAUGACACGUCGAGAUCAUUCAGAUGUGUCUAAUCAGCUUUAUGCCAACUAUGCCAUUGGGAAGGAUGUUCAAGCUAUGAAAGCAGUUGUUGGAGAGGAAGCGCUUUCAUCCGAGGAUCUGCUCUAUCUAGAAUUCCUUGACAAGUUUGAGAGGAAGUUUGUAACUCAAGGUGCAUAUGACACCCGGAACAUUUUCCAGUCACUUGACCUGGCAUGGACAUUGCUUCGCAUAUUCCCUCGUGAACUUCUCCACCGUAUUCCUGCAAAGACCUUGGAUCAAUACUACAGCAGGGAUGCCACCCAUUGA
Molecule: messenger RNA, 1467 nt
Organism: Miscanthus lutarioriparius
Lineage: Eukaryota; Viridiplantae; Streptophyta; Magnoliopsida; Poales; Poaceae
Source: the annotation of a GenBank genome assembly